CAUGUUCUCCUCCAACGUCUAAAUAUACAUGAACACACAACACACAGCAGCCUGAUACUUAUUUAUACACUCUCACACUCGUGUUCUGCUUCUGAAAAGUGUACAAUUCAGACAGAAGCAUUGGGACACAUGACUUCUCCACACAUAGGUGUUUCUUCUCCAUGAAGUUGGAGGCACUCAGAUGUACAGAACGUCUUAGUUUAUUGUGCGGUGGUGAAUCGAUUCCUCUAAUCGACUCGUUUUAGAUUCAUUCUCCGUCUCUGACAGCGGAAGGGUGUUAGAGGAACGUUCGGGGAACCUCGUCGGAGUCUCGUGUGUGAAUGUGUGUGUGUGUGUGUGUGAGUGUGUGUAAGGAGAGACGAUGGAGUUUUCAGAGCACAUUAAGACGGCCAAUGUGGAGGACGUGGUGCUGAGAGUGGGCUUCCGAGCGCCCCGGAGCGGAGCGUUGUGUGUGACCGGACACCACCUCCUGUUCUCGGACCGGGAGGAGGACAGCACCUGGCAGCUCCUGCUGCUCAUCAGGAACAUCGAUGCCAUCGAGAAAAGUGUUGAGAACCUUCUAGGAUAUCCUCAGGGCUCCAAAGCAAGCCAGAAGCAAAGACCAAGCGGGUCAUCUGGAAGCAUUGUGAUCAAGUGUAAGGAUCUGCGUGUCCUCCAGCUCGACAUUCCUGGCAUGGAGGAAUGCCUGAACAUCGCCAGCUCCAUCGAGGCUCUCUCCUCUAUAGAGAAUGUGACUGAAAUGUACCCGUUCUUCCAUCGACCUCGUGGGCUCCGGCUGGGUGACCCCUGGGGUUUAUCAUCUACUGAGCAGGAGUACACACAUACAGAGAGACUGUGGGACAGAUGGAGGCUGAGCAGAGUGAACCAGGAUUUCUCGGUGUGUCCCUCGUACCCGAGCGCCGUGAUCGUCCCGAGCUCGGUGGAUGACGAGGUUCUGGUGAAGGCGGCCCGGUUCCGUCAGGGUGGUAGAUUCCCCGUGCUCUGCUACUGUCACCACCGCAACGGCAUGGUGAUCAUGCGGAGCAGCCAGCCCCUGACAGGAGCCAAUAAGAAGCGCUGUUGUGAGGAUGAGCUCCUUCUCCAGAUGGCGAUCGACCAAUCAGAGCUGGGUUACAUUGUGGAUACGCGCUCUUCCCAGCACGCUCAGCACGCCAGGCUGAGCGGCGGAGGGUUUGAGUCUAAAUCCUGCUACCGACCCUGGAGGAGAUUACACAGACACAUGGAGAGGGGUAAGGUAUUACAGGAGAGUUUAAUAAAGCUGGUGGAAGCGUGUGGAGACUCGUCCCACAACAUGGACCGCUGGCUGAGUAAGCUGGAGAACUCGAAGUGGCUGUCUCAUGUUCACAGCGCUCUGUCCACCGCGGGACUCGUGGCCGAGUGUGUAGAGAGAGACGGACACUCGGUGUUGGUUCACGGCUCUGAGGGAACAGAUACCACGCUGCUGGUGACCUCACUCGCUCAGAUCAUAUUAGAUCCUGACUGCAGGACGUUCAGAGGCUUCCUCAGACUUCUGGAGAGAGAGUGGGUACAGGCAGGUCACCCGUUUCAGCAGCGCUGCGCUCGCUCGGCGUACUCUCACGCCCGUCUGAAGUACGAGUGCCCGUCCUUCCUGCUGCUGAUGGACUGUGUGUGGCAGAUCUCACGCCAGUUCCCUCUAGCGCUCGAGUUCAGUGAGGCUCUUCUGCUCAGACUGGGGCAGGAAGCAUACGCCUCUGACUACGGCACCUUCCUGUGUAACAGUGAGCAGGAGCGACACAUUUUCCACGUGAAGGAAAACACACACUGUUUGUUGUGGUUCCUGAUGCAGUGUUCUGAGCGAGAGAAUUACAUCAACCCUCUGUAUGAACACACGCAGCUCGCCAUCUGGCCCUCAGUGCAGCCGCAGUCUCUCCAACUGUGGACCGGACUCUUCCUCAGGUGGACAGAACACACUCAGGUGAUGGAUGAGGCCAGAGAGGAGAUCAGGACUCUAGUCAAUGAGCUGAAAAGAGAUGAGAAGAUGAAGAGCAAUGAUGAAGCCACACACCACCUCCUCACACACAGAGAUGCUCUCACAGUCCUCGAGAACGAAAUGGAUGAACUGACCAUACUCUGAUUAUACUCUCACCAUACUCCCAUCAUACUCUCACCAUACUCUCACCAUACUCCCAUCAUACUCUCACCAUACUCUCACCAUACUCUCACCAUACUCUGUCCACACUCUGUCCACACUCUGUCCACACUCUGAUCAUACUCUGUCCAUACUCUCACCAUACUCUCAGCAUACUCUUACCAUACUCUCCAUACUCUCACCAUACUCUCACCAUACUCUCACCAUAAUCUCACCAUACUCUCCGUACUCUCACCAUACUCUCACCA
Silurus meridionalis is the source of this 2358-nucleotide messenger RNA. RefSeq lists its product as uncharacterized. The transcript is spliced from 11 exons. Lineage: Eukaryota; Metazoa; Chordata; Actinopteri; Siluriformes; Siluridae. Gene Ontology annotation, biological process: negative regulation of autophagy. Bases 362 to 2095 code for a protein of 577 amino acids. The record is from RefSeq and is a predicted model, not a curated record.